Messenger RNA from Juglans regia (Persian walnut), 2959 nucleotides. Its product is annotated as pentatricopeptide repeat-containing protein At1g71490-like. Bases 513 to 2711 code for a protein of 732 amino acids. Gene Ontology annotation, molecular function: RNA binding; protein binding. Lineage: Eukaryota; Viridiplantae; Streptophyta; Magnoliopsida; Fagales; Juglandaceae. The record is from RefSeq and is a predicted model, not a curated record. The transcript is spliced from 2 exons. Gene Ontology annotation, biological process: RNA modification.
UUUGUUAAAAUGUCCGAACCAUUUCCCUUUCUCUUUUUAACUCUCUGUCUUUGAAUCUGGCGCAUAGUUAUGGUAGCUCAUGACACCCACUUUUGAAACACAAAACACUGUAGAUGCCAAAUGCCAUUUUAUUUUAUUCAUGUAGUUUGUUUGGUUCUGCUUUGGAUAUGCACACUAACUAUUUGUUAAAAUGUCGAACCAUCUUCCUUUCUCUCUCAUUCUCUAUCUGUCUUUGAAUCUGGCACAUAGUUAUGCUGGCUCAUAUUGACCACAAUUCAAAAGCAUUUAGCAGAGAAAGAGCUCAAAGUCCCACGUUUAUAAAAGACCUCUCGGUUCAUAACCGGGGAAAGUAUUCCCUUUCGUCCAUAUUUGCACAAACUAAUCCUUGAUCUUGGCCGGCAAAAAUUGAGUCACUCGGUAGCCAAUUUUCUCAAGCCACAUGUUUCAAAUGUGGGUGAAGCGUUGCGGUCUGUUCUCACUGACCAUGCUAUCACAUACGACACAUACAGUGUAUGCCAUCUUCUCAAACUCUGUUUAUCUUAAGAGGACUCUCUAUAUCUCAAGUCCAAAAAUUCAUUCCUAGAAAAUGGAAACAAGGUAUAAAACAAUGUGAUAAGCCAUCCAUGACAUGCGCAUCCAAUGAUUCUGUCCUCGAAACAGACACAAGCAGUGAUGAAUCUAUGAUUAAUUCCCUUUUUACAUGUAUCAUGGACUUUGCAAACCAAGGUCAUUUGUCAAAAGCAUUCAAAACCUUCUCUCUCAUCCAACUACAUGCCUCUUCUUUGGCGUCUUAUGACCUUAUCUUACAUCCAAUUUCUUCUCUUCUUCAGUGUUGCACCAACCUUAAAUCAUUCCCACAAGGUAAACAGCUUCAUGCCCAGAUUAUCUCCUUGGGUCUUGAACAACACCCAGUUUUGGUGCCCAAACUUGUCACUUUUUACUCAAGCUUUAACCUCCUAGUUGAGGCCUCAAUUAUUACUCAGAAUUCUGGAAUUUUGCACCCUUUGCCUUGGAAUCUGCUUAUCUCUUCUUAUGUUAGAAAUGAACUUUUUGGGGAGGCUCUCUCUGCCUUUAAACAGAUGGUGGACAAGGGGAUCAGACCGGAUAAUUUUACUUAUCCAUCUGUUCUCAAGGCUUGUGGUGAAAAAUUGGAUUUGGGUUUUGGAAGGGAGGUUCAUAACAUUAUUAAUUCUAACUCUGUUGAGUGGAACUUAUUUGUACACAACGCCUUGGUCUCCAUGUAUGGAAGGUUUGGGGAAAUUGAUGUUGCUCAUAGCUUGUUUGACAAAAUGCCAGAAAAGGAUGAAGUCUCGUGGAACACUAUGAUCUCUGCUUAUGCCACUAGGGGAAUGUGGGGGAAAGUAUUUGAGCUUUUUGAAAAUAUGAGAAUGACGGGCAUUGAAGUUAAUAUCAUAAUUUGGAAUACAAUAGCCAGUGGUUGCUUGCGGACGGGCAAUUUUAAGGGAGCGCUUGACUUGCUUUCUCAGAUGAGAGCUUUUGGCAUUCAUUUGGAUUCUGUGGCUAUAAUUAUUGGUUUGGGUGCAUGUUCCCAUAUCGGGGUCAUUAAAUUGGGAAAAGAAAUGCAUGGUUCUGCAAUUCGUAGCUGUAGUGAUGGGUUUGAUAAUGUAAAGAAUGCAUUAAUUACUAUGUAUUCUAGAUGCAAAGACCUUAGGCAUGCCUAUAUUCUGUUUAGAUUGAUAGAAAAUAAGAGUUUAAUUACUUGGAACUCGAUGCUUUCUGGCUAUAGCCACAUGGAUCAAUCCGAGGAAGCAUCGUUCCUUUUCAGAGAGAUGUUGCUUUCCAGAAUUGAACCAAACUAUGUGACAAUUGCAAGCAUUCUUCCCCUAUGUGCUCGAGUGGCAAAUCUGCAACAUGGGAAGGAGUUCCACUGCUACAUUACCAAGCGUGAAGGGUUUAAGGGCUAUUUGUUAUUGUGGAAUGCUCUUGUAGACAUGUAUGCAAGAUCUGGCAAAGUUAUAGAAGCUAAAAGAGUGUUCGAUGCAUUGAGUGAAAGGGAUGAGGUGACUUAUACUUCGUUGAUUGCUGGAUAUGGAAUGCAGGGAGAGGGACAAGCUGCACUAAAAGUAUUUGAAGAGAUGAAAGGUUCGGGGACCAAACCAGACCAUAUAACCAUGGUUGCAAUUCUAUCAGCUUGUAGUCAUUCCGGUCUUGUAGUACAAGGCCAAAGGAUUUUUGAAAAGAUGCCAACUGUAUACGGUAUAAGCCCUCGUUUGGAGCAUUAUGCAUGCAUGGUUGACCUCUUUGGCAGGGCUGGUUUGUUGAACAAAGCAAAAGAGAUUAUUACCACAAUGCCUUACAGGCCAACCCCCGCCAUGUGGGCUACUCUAUUAGGUGCCUGUCGGAUACAUGGAAAUACUGAUAUAGGGGAGUGGGCAGCUCAGAAACUGUUAGAAAUGAGGCCUAAGAACUCAGGUUACUAUGUCUUGAUUGCUAAUAUGUAUGCUGCUUCUGGUUGUUGGAACAACCUAGCAAAGGUUAGGACUUCCAUGAGGGACUUGGGUGUGAAGAAGGCCCCAGCCCGUGCUUGGGUCGAUGUGGGCAUGGGGUUUUCUCCCUUUGGGGUGGGGGACACAUCAAACCCCUAUGCACAAGAGAUUUACACUUUGUUGGAUGGAUUGACCGAGCUAAUGAAAGAUGCUGGUUAUGUUGCUAGUGAGGAUUUUGGUUCAGAAGACGAAAUCAUUGAGUAAGAUCAACAAUGGAAUCUGUACUAAACAAAGCACUGCUAACAUAUCAACAAUGAGAUUUAUUACUUUUUCUGUUCAAAUUUUGAAGCAGAUUUGAGUUCAUUAGUUCAGAAGGCAGAAGUUUGUACUUUUAUAUCAUUCUUGCUUGUAAUGCCUUGUUUAUUUGUCUCUUUACCUUCAUGAGUGAGGAAUACUGAUACUACAGUCAUAAUACAAUAAAAUUGAAUAUGAAAAAUUCACAUUUCAAUUCU